Polyodon spathula (Mississippi paddlefish) is the source of this 2971-nucleotide messenger RNA. RefSeq names its product shugoshin 1-like. The coding region runs from base 154 to 2016 and encodes 620 amino acids. The transcript has 9 exons. Gene Ontology annotation, biological process: meiotic chromosome segregation. Gene Ontology annotation, cellular component: nucleus; chromosome, centromeric region. Lineage: Eukaryota; Metazoa; Chordata; Actinopteri; Acipenseriformes; Polyodontidae. The record is from RefSeq and is a predicted model, not a curated record.
CGUAAAAGCGGUGUUGUGAAACGUAGUGAUGCUUCGCUGUUGUGUUUUAAACCGCUACUGGACAGAGAAAAUACAUUGGGGAUUUUUAAUAAAGGAGUAAUUAAGAGCGAUCAGAAACGAGAAGAAUAAUAGUAUUUUCACAGUUAAGCAGCCAUGGUCCGAGAGAGGGUGGAGAAGAAGUCCUUCCAGGAGAGCCUGGCGGACAUCAAGGAGAAGAUGAAGGAGAAAAGAAACAAGCGACUGGCCAGCGCUACCACGGGGAAAAAAGCAAUAGCAGCCAUGCUUAAAACCCAGAUCAUAAAUACCUCUUCAUUCAUGCUGAAAGUUCAGACUAACAAUAAGGCAUUGGCGUUGGCUGUGCAAACAGAGAAAGAAAAAGUGAGACAAGCUCAAGAUCUCAUAUUGCAUAUGAAGAAGGAGCAGCAGGCUAUGAUAUUUCACAUACUGAUGUUGAAAAGAAAACUCAAAGCUCAAGAAGCUCUGGACAGUGUACAGAGCGGUCCUAAACCUGACACAACCCAAACUGACAAGGAAUUGCACAAUUCUCCUUCGUCAAAGCCUCUGCUUAGGUGGGUUACUGUAACUGAUUCCACUGAUCCAAAAAGUCCCACAGAUGGAUUACAAAGUCAUUGUCCUGCAAAUAGAGAAAUGUCCAAUGAUGUACAUUGUGCUGAGAGUAAUGAUAGGAGUGUAAAGGGUGCGCUUCUGUUAAGAAACGUGACGUCCAGGCGACGAGGGCCUGACUGUCGAAGAGAUGCGUCUGCCGUUAGAGAGAGUGUAGAUGAGACACUUCAUGAAGUUGCUCCUGUAAUUGGAAAAGCUUGUGAAGGAAAAACCUCAGGAGCCAGUGUAGAAGAAAAAGUUAAUGUUAACCAUGAAACGAGAACUCCAGAAAGAGAGAAUGAAGCCAAGGAGACAAUGUUACAGGAAGACUUUGAUCUGGAACUGUUAUCCAUUGAGCCACGUGAUGCCAAACAUUCAACACCUGAGCUUCAUGGCAAGGUCUCUGUAUCCAAGGAAAAACAAGAUCCCAAGACUGGAAGAGGCAGAAAAGACAAAGCUGAUAGUAGAAUUCUUUUGAAAAAGCCAUGGGAUACUAAACAACCCAGAGCCAGGUCUAAAAGUAGAGAUAGAACUCAAACUAAACCUAAGAAUCUGCCCAAUGACCAAAUAAAUGUAUCAAUUGGAUCAAAUGAUGCCUAUGACUUCAAUUGUGAGGAGGUCAUUCACACAACACCUUUCCGGCCCAGUAACAAGCCUAAGGAGGAUGAGGAAGAUACUGCAGUGAGUGAGGCUGACCCUGGCUGGGCUUCUGAAGAGAGGAGUGACUCUGAGAGCAGUUCCUCAGAGGAUUUAGACUGCAGCGUCUACGAACCUGGCAGCAGAAAGGGAAGGAAGAACAGGCAAGAUUCAAGCCACCUCACAGAGAAAGCAGAAAUUCCUCCCAGAAGGCCCAGGUCCAAAAGGAGCUCUAUUGUGCAGUCCUGGCAGAGGUCUGGAAAAGAAAACAUAGAUGCUGGGUCAAAUGAAGUAAUAUCUUCUGUCGAUAAAGGACACAAAAAGCUAAAGAUUACAGCAACCCAAGCUCCCAAAAUGAAAGCUGAUUGCUGCCGUGAUGUGAACUUUUCUAUGGAUGUACGCCAAAAAACAGAGAAACCUAUAUAUGGAACUGAAGAGACUGAAAAAUGUCCAGCAGGUGAAGCCCUUUCUUUGCCAACCAGCCUUUGUGAUUUCACAAAUACUACCUCUGCUUUCUGUGAAAAAGAAUUUAAGAUACUCAGCACUCCCCUAAACAGCAAGACUGUAAAGCCUGCCACACCUGUUCGGAAGCGCAGAUGCACACUUGCUGUGUCCUACAAGGAACCCACUCUAAAUGCGAAACUGCGCAGAGGGGACAAAUUCACUGAUACUGAAUUUUUACAUUCACCAAUCUUCAAACAGGAAUGUAAGAGGAAAUCCAUAAAAUCAGAGAAGUUUGUGAAAUAUAACGAAUCAUUUGUUGGCUGCCGCCCUUAAUGUUAUGUGUUUUUUUUUUUUUUUUUUUUUAAGCCAUUUCAAAGAAUUCAUUGUUUUUUUUUCUGUACAGAAUUAACUUGUCAUACUCAAACUGUCCCCAUAAUAGACUGUAGAAAAUAUGAAUUAUUUUUAAAUGAAAGGAAAGGUUGGCAUAUUGGUAUUUUCUUUUGGAGAGUAAUUCCACAGAUUAAAUUUAUCUCCACCCAAUACAAUAUUAAGCAGUGUAUUCUGUAGUAAUGAUGAUCUUACCCUUGUAUGUUUCAAAUAAUGGAUUGGGAGUGAGGUUGUAGUGUAGUUUAUAUUUGACUAUUGGAGGUAGACAAAGGUAGCUCUAAAAUACUGAAUUGUUUGUAUAUUUGUUUGGUUGUUUUGAAGUGGUGAACGAUUCCUUCUGUAGCUGCAUUCCAGAGAACAAGGUGCUGCUGUUAUAUAGUCGUGGGUGGAGUUAAAAUGUUUAAAUUAUGAGCUCCAGAAAUCCAUUUCAUUGAUAUGUAGACUGCUUAAAUGAUGUGCUCUCAGUAGCUUAUACGGGUCCUGUCUUGGUUUAUUAUUGUAUAUUAGGGAAGCACUGUGCUCACUAUUGGCCAUAGUGGACAGUGAUAACCUGUGGCAAGGUAUUUCAGUGUACAAUACCUUUUGCACCCUUUCUGUUUAAUCCCCAAGCUUCCUGUACUCUCACAGCAUGUAGCAUAGAACUGCCUCCCACAGCAAUGACCAUGCAUAGUGUUAACAAAAUGAUUGGGGCAAAUUACAAGCGUGGUUAUUACAUAUGCUGACUUUCAGAGAUUUUACUAAAAUUAUACAAGAUAUUGACUCCUUUCUCAAUGUGUAAAAUAAUAAGAGUAAAAAAGCAAAACAAUACCAUUUAUAAAUGUAGUCUGUUAACAAGAAUGUAUUGUUCUGAUUAUUCUAAUAAACCAUACUAUAAAAUCUGCAAACAUUUUAAAGCAAAUGU